CGGUGGAUGCAUUAAAAUAAGUACUCUAUAACUAAAAGUGCAACAAAUAAACCACUCUUGUAAUGAAUUACGUAAAUAAUUGUGUUCAAAUAAAUAUUUUAGUAUUUAGCAGAGGGAUUCAGAUAUUAUUAGUCGGGAAAAAAUAGAGUGGAAAUCUUGGCUAACCAUCAUUCCACUUCAUUACAUUUUACUGGAUAUCAUUGAUCCUGUCGAUGUCUUCAGAUAAUUGUAAAAGAAAAAAAAUACAAGAAGAUGAAGAAAAACUGAAAAUAUCAACAGAUGGUUCGAGUAAUUACAACACUUCUUUUAUGUACGAAGAAGGAGAAAACUUCACCUGCAUGAAUGCAAUAGCAGCGGAAAUCAAAGAAGAAACGCCAUUGGAUAUUGCCCUCUGUUAAUAUACCUGCAGAAAAUUACAACAUUUCCUUUAUGCCCGAAGCAGAAGACAGUUUUCGCAUGAAUAAAGAUAUUAAAAAUAUUGAAAACACUGAAAAGUUUACGAACAUGAAUGCAGUAACAGCGAAAAUUAAAGUAGAGCCAGAAUUGGAUAUUGUCGACACGGCCGUUGUGUAUGAUCAUGCAAAUACGACAACAACACCUAUACCUUCAGACAAUAUAACCCGUGGGAAGCGCCAAAGUGAUGAUAUAAACAAAAAUGGCGAACGAACGGUUAAAAAACUUAAAAUAGUACAAGAACAAGCUUCCACUGAAGAGCAACAACAGUGGGCAGCGGCAUUAGAGAAUGACCAGCUUAAUACGCAGUUCGAUAAUGGUGAUUUAGAGUCAGAUAGCGGUAAUGCAGAUAAUGAUGACGAAGAUGGUCAUACAGUGACAAAUGGGGAGUUAACAGGGGAAGCGGCCACGAAUGAGUCAAGUGCGCAACAUGAACAGUUCCUGAAACUUUUAACUAAACAUAAACUUCAGUCCUACUUUCCCAAACUGAAGGAAAUGCAGAUUGGUUUAGAUUAUUUGAGGUUCAUACAGGAGGUGGAUAUUAUAGAUAUUUUUCAACGUGAUAUUGGCGCGCGUAUACGAUUUCGUGGCCUAUUGGAAGAUUGGCGUGUGUCGCAACGAAAUUUCAAUGCUGUUUUGAAUCAUGGACUUGAAUUCGGCGACUUUUUGACGAAUAGAGAACAAAAGCAAUCAAUGCCACGAAAAGAAGUUCAGUAUAGACUACAUUCCACGCGCAAAAAAGUUUUACCUGAAAGCCCAUUUCAAAGCGUCUUGGAGUUUAAAUUGUUUGAAGAGUUAAUUAAAAAAUCCAAAAAAGCCUCCGCAAAUUUGAUUGAUGAUCUAAUUGCCGAACACACUAAUAGUCCGGAGAAUUUUUUGAAAUCAUCAUGGCGUCGCAUUAUGUCCGAUGAUGUCGCACAGCAUUUUUGUUGGUCGGGAACGCAAGAAAAGCCAGCUAUACGCGAAUUGAACGUAACAAAGGCAUUAAGAGCGGCAUUUCGACGCAAAUACAAUUACACAACCAACGAUGAUUUUCAACGUACAAUACAGCGUUUUUUUCAACAUGCCAAAAACCGCUUACUAAAGAAACAAAAUUACGAAAAGAUCAAAAUUGCUAAUCUAACAUCAUAAAAUCAUAUAUAUUACAAGCAAGCAAGUGGGUAUUUAAUUUUUAAGAUAAAUUGAGUAAUGGAGACUUACAA
This is a messenger RNA of Ceratitis capitata (Mediterranean fruit fly), 1655 nucleotides long. RefSeq lists its product as uncharacterized. Lineage: Eukaryota; Metazoa; Arthropoda; Insecta; Diptera; Tephritidae. The coding region runs from base 430 to 1584 and encodes 384 amino acids. The record is from RefSeq and is a predicted model, not a curated record. The transcript is spliced from 8 exons.